AAAAAAAAAAAAAAAAAAAAAAAGGACGGACCCCCUCCCUUGCCCUGUGACGACGAACGGGCACGCUUCCCAAAUGAUCUUGUUCCUCGUGACAGUUGUUCGACAAUUACCCAAUGCCUAAUACCCAAUGCUCAAUGCCAGAGAAGAGAAGAUGCAAUCUCCCGUCUUCGGGCCGGCCUCGUUGUGAGGUCAUUGGCUAUGAAUCUAGGCGAGGAAUGCAAGAAAGAUGUGCUGCAGCUCCAAUGCCUGCGUCUACGACAGCCUCUCUCUCACUCUCUCUCUCCUUUGUCUGCCCCUGUCCCCCACUGUCACUGUCACUGCCACUGUCACUGUCACUGUCACUGUCACUGUCACUGUCACCUUCACUAAUCUGCUCCCUCCCGGGCCGCAGGAGCACGUCCGAAACCCGGCUGCAUGCUGUCCGGGCCGUCAUUAUGUCAUCAUUGGAAGAGGUGGGCUGGGUGGUGCAAGCACGUUCCAAUGUGAUGACCUGCGAGCCAACGCACCGAGCAACACACAGCAACAAGGGAACUCUGCGGACUGGUCGAGUCGCCGCUCAACACGUAUGCAUGCCUUAUCUGAUAGUUUGUCUGGGAAAGGACCGCCAGGGAGGUACCUUGCCGUAACCCAAUUGGCCCCAUACCCUGCCCCCGAGCUUAUCGCUACGCAUCAUCCCUCAAACCUUAUCAUGGGAAGAUCCCAAGCCAACGAUUGCCACUGCCUAGGCGACUGUGAGCCGCCUCGAGGCCAUUGUACUGCCAGGGCCAAGGUACCUGCACCUACACCUGAACCUUGGUGGUUCUGUCUCCUUGGCUGAGCCUUGUGGUAGCGUAGCGCUUUGAUGCGACACGAUGCGACGCAAUACCACACGGGUGCAGCCUUCACAACUUCAGCCCAGUUUGCUCCCGAGGAAAGGAGGGGGGGGGCGGCCUCAGCGUUUCCUCCCUGGUUCGGAUUCUUUUCUGCGGAUGGG
Molecule: messenger RNA, 973 nt
Organism: Colletotrichum navitas
Lineage: Eukaryota; Fungi; Ascomycota; Sordariomycetes; Glomerellales; Glomerellaceae
Exons: 4
Coding region: 227-817 (196 amino acids)
Source: RefSeq, a predicted model, not a curated record